CCGAUCUCAUUAAAAACUGCAUCAAACAUUAAUUCAAUCUUUAUGUGACUUAUGUGCAAAAAAUAUUUGCAAUCGGAUAAAACGCGUUAAUGCACCAGCGUUCCAAACGUGGAAAGUAGCGGUACAACCUUUUAGCGAACGAAACUACAGUCAGUUUGAAUUCGAAAAACCCUCGAACGCUAAGAAACAUUUCCCAAGGGAGCUAUGGCUUUUUCUACGAGUUUGCAAGUAUUCGUACUAGUUUACGGAUGCAUUUUUGCAUUUGCCGUCCUAAAAGUCGAAGCUCCAUUUGUCUUUAACUUUUUGAACCUGAAUCUUCGCGAAAAAAACCACUCGGUCAUUGACAAGGAACUGAAUAGUCAAGUACCCGAUGUAUCAUUCUCCGACUCGACUGACCCAACCCCUGAGUGUCCUAAGGAUAUACGUUUAGCUUGGCAAAGAAUGCCUCCAUUUAUUGACAAGAAAUCCUCCAGAAACAGUUCUGAAGUUAAAGGUGUCUUUACAGACAUCUUGAAUCACGCUUUUCGCAUCUGUUGUCAUCCUUGCGAAGCUAACGUAAAGUACUCUGAUGAACAAAACACCACAAGCUCCCUACAUGCUCAACUAUUCUCCAAAAAAGCAGAGGCCAUUCUUCCUGUCCAUAGUGACGAUCAAGAACUUUACGGUGGCGGACUGCCUUACGUUCAAGUCCUGACUUCACCCGGUUUAAUGCUCAUCAUGAACCAAGAAGACUUCCAGAAGGAUGGCCGCUUGAAAGUUUGGAAUGCGCUAGCGGGAACCUGGACAGUUCUUGUCCCGUCUAUUCUUCUUGUCAUCAUUGCAGGGAUCUGCAUUUGGGCUUUGGAAUUUCACGCCAACCAGGGAGAAUUCCCGAAGGAAUUCCUUAGCGGUGCAUCGAAUGGAAUAUGGUGGUCCUUUGUCUCCAUGACAACCGUUGGGUAUGGAGACAAGUCACCCAGGACGUUUUUUGGCCGUUUUUUUGGAAUGGUUUGGAUACUCUUUGGUCUGGUUAUAUGUUCCUUCAUGGUUGCCACGCUCGAGUCUGCCUUGACUGUUACGUCUAUGGACAAGAAAAUUGAGAUUUUUGGUAAAGAUAUUGCAGUACUAGAGAGAACCGAAGCGUACAUUGAGGCGGUGCAUCAGGGAGCCAGGGUGAAAGUGUUUCCUAGCUUCCACGGUGCCUAUACCUCUCUUAUCAACAACCAAGUCUUCGGAAUCCUCGAGGAGAUCCCGUUUGGCAUCGAUCAUCUCAACUCCAUCAAGGACUCUCGCCUGGUGAUUUCUCGUCUUUAUAUGCGGGAUAUCUCAUAUGGAUUGGCUCUGGACAUGUUUUUUCCUCUCCCGGCCACUACUUGCUUGAGACGGCUGUUUAAGUAUAGAACCAAGGACAUAUCUGAAAUCCUGGAACAUUACUACUACAACGUGAUGGAUGUCAGAAGAUCUGCGGUGGUACACGGUGAAGAAGACGAAGCCGUCAUUCCUCUACUCGACGUUCGGUCGCCGUUCUACAUGCUCCUCUUGUAUGUUCUAAUGAUAUGCCUCGGCAUCUUGUUGGUUGGGGGCCUCAUUCAUCAGUUUAUGGCAUCGAGCAGACAGUGCAGAAGAGCUCAGCCAGAUCAAGACGAAAGGAAGGUAUCUUCUGUUGUACCUUUGAGAAACUUUGCUCUCGAUGUCAUCGAAGAAAAGAAAUUCUAAAAUACACAAGCCUUGCAUUCGAUGCACACCGCUGUUUUUGAAGACCACAGAAUUAUUUACGCAGGCUUUGAGUCUCGUUUAUGAGUCAGCUUUUCACAGAUACCAUUAAGGCUGCGUUCAUAA
Actinia tenebrosa (Australian red waratah sea anemone) is the source of this 1818-nucleotide messenger RNA. RefSeq lists its product as uncharacterized. The record is from RefSeq and is a predicted model, not a curated record. Gene Ontology annotation, cellular component: membrane; voltage-gated potassium channel complex. Gene Ontology annotation, biological process: potassium ion transmembrane transport; action potential. NCBI's taxonomy places the organism in Eukaryota, Metazoa, Cnidaria, Anthozoa, Actiniaria, Actiniidae. Gene Ontology annotation, molecular function: ligand-gated monoatomic ion channel activity; delayed rectifier potassium channel activity.